Molecule: messenger RNA, 1107 nt
Organism: Lathyrus sativus (Indian pea)
Lineage: Eukaryota; Viridiplantae; Streptophyta; Magnoliopsida; Fabales; Fabaceae
Source: the annotation of a GenBank genome assembly
AUGAAGUUACUUGGUUGGAUGCAUAGGAAAUUUCGACAGAAUAGUAGUGGAGAACCAUUCAAAGAUUUGGUCAUUGGGAAUUCAUGCAAUUGCCUCUCAGGCCAAUCACAAGAUGAAGAACACAACUAUCAUCAAAAACCAAAUUUCGGAAUCAAAUUCACCAAAAAACCUCAAUCCAACACCUUCCGAAAAUCCUUCGCCGGCCUAGAAUCAACCCGAGAACACCACGAAGAAGAGUUCGGAAGAGAAUCCCAAGACGACGCCAUGUUCGAUCUCUUCCCCGGCUUCCUCGCAAUCGGAACCCUAGGAUCCGACACACCAACAUUCCCAAACAGCUCAGUCCAAACCAUAACCGAAAACGAAAACGAAGACGAAGUAACCGAAAACGAUCUCAAGCUCAUCAACGACGAGCUAGAGAAAGUCCUUGUUGCAGAAACAAAAGACGAUGUGAUCAGCUACGAUUCGUCGAGCCGAAACAGCCAUGUCAGCACCGGGAGAAGCAGCCAUGUAAGCAUAAUAACAAUAACCGGAAAACCAAUUGAAGCAACAGGAACGGGAACAGGAACAGGAACAAGAGAUUCAUAUUCAAAUGCUGUUUGUCCUUUACAAGGCUAUUUGUUCGGAACAACAGUCGAAUAUUCUGAAACUGCCGCGGCUAGUGUUGGCGGGAACAAGAAAGAGCAUAGAACUUCGCUUGGGGAGUUGUUUCAGAGAAGUAAAAUGGCGGAAGAGAGUUGUUUUGGGAAAGAUGAGAAGAGAGACGCUGAGAAAUAUUCUGCUAUGAAUUUGAUGAAAGAGAAAGUGAAGAAGAGAAUGUUUCAUUCUUGUUCUAAGAAUUCUUCUUCUGUCAAUGGUGGAAAUGGUGAUUCUGUUUCACCUGAAACAAAACUCAAUAAGAUACUCCAUAUGUUUAGGAAGAAAGUUCAUCCAGAAAAUUCAACAAGUGGACACAAAUCUGGUAAACAUAAAAAGAAUGAGAGCAAGAAGAAAAUGAUGAAUGAUGGAGGUUUCAACAAAGGCUACCUUGUUCAUCCAGAUGAAGAUUCAUCUUCUUACAGGGAGCAUUGGAUCAAAACAGAUGCAGAUUAUUUAGUUCUAGAGCUUUGA